Messenger RNA from Sinocyclocheilus anshuiensis, 1143 nucleotides. Its product is annotated as dymeclin-like. Lineage: Eukaryota; Metazoa; Chordata; Actinopteri; Cypriniformes; Cyprinidae. Gene Ontology annotation, cellular component: Golgi apparatus. The record is from RefSeq and is a predicted model, not a curated record. The coding region runs from base 218 to 685 and encodes 155 amino acids. Gene Ontology annotation, biological process: Golgi organization. The transcript is spliced from 4 exons.
UGGUUCAUCACUGUGACAUGCUGUUGUGAUUUCUUGCUGAUGCUGUGACAGACGAGACAAAUACACUCUCAAGAAAUGAUUUCAAGAAAGGCUUUGUGGUUCUAACUCUCUCUCUCUGUCUUUCUCUCUCAGUUUGUUUGCUCUGCUGUCAAAGAAGCACAAUAAAGUUCUGGAGCAGGCGACCCAGUCCUUGCGUGGGCCUCUGGGAGCAGACGACAUGGCCGUUCUGCCCGACUAUGCUCAGGAUCUGAACGUCAUCGAGGAGGUGAUCAGAAUGAUGCUGGAGAUUAUAAACUCCUGUUUGAGUAACUCGCUCCAUCACAACCCAAACCUGCUGUACGCGCUGCUCUACAAGCGGGAGCUCUUCGAGCAGUUCAGAUCGCAUCCGUCCUUCCAGGAUAUCAUGCAGAACCUCGACACGGUGAUUGGAUUCUUUAGCCAGCGACUGGAGCAGGCAGGAAGUGACCUGUCAGUGGAGAGAGUUCAAGAGGUCAUCAAGAAAGGUGCGGCGGCCCUCCCUAAAGAGCGUCUGAAGAAGUUUCCGGAGCUGAAGUUUAAGUAUGUGGAGGAGGAGCAGCCGGAGGAUUUCUUCAUCCCGUACGUCUGGUCUCUGGUCUUUAACUCUGGAGUGGGUCUGCACUGGAACUCUCAGGGCAUCGAGCUGUUCGGCAUGGACUCACCCUGACGGCGACGCCCGACUCAUCAGGUGUGUCUGUGUAAGUGCCUACACACAGCUCACGCGUCGCAUAUCCAACCCCGGAGCUUCUGUCCUCAUCACACCGCUCAAAGGGCUGCAGCAUCCGCUCCGUCGCUGGCUGCACUGAAUUCUGGGAUUGGUACGAUUUGGGGUUUUAGUCACAGGUCUGAUGUAGCUAAAACACUUCGGUUGAUUGUCUUGUCUUGAUCACUUGUUUGUUUGCUUGUUUCUGUUUGUGGGUCACAUGUGGGGAAAAUGAGUCAAACCAAAAGAUUUCUUAAUCAACAUAAAUCAUACUUUGACCCCAUUAGGAAUGAUUCUUAAAGGAAUAGUUCACCCAAAAAUGAAUGUUCGCUGAAAACGUGGUCACCCUCUGGUCAUUCUAGAUGUAGAUGAGUUUGUGUCUUCAGAAAUGUAGCAUUGCAUCACUUGCUCAGCAAUGGAUC